Messenger RNA from Acanthamoeba castellanii str. Neff, 1464 nucleotides. Its product is annotated as serine/threonine kinase. The transcript is spliced from 14 exons. The record is from RefSeq and is a predicted model, not a curated record. Bases 1 to 1464 code for a protein of 487 amino acids. Gene Ontology annotation, molecular function: ATP binding; protein serine/threonine kinase activity. Gene Ontology annotation, biological process: intracellular signal transduction; protein phosphorylation; regulation of MAPK cascade. Lineage: Eukaryota; Discosea; Longamoebia; Acanthamoebidae. Gene Ontology annotation, cellular component: cytoplasm.
AUGCUGACAGCGAACAGGUCGGUUGAAAACGCUGAGAGCGGCGAGAGGGACCUGACCAAGUCCGCGCCCGAUCUUACUGAGAAAGUCAGUAGUGGCGGCCUGGGCGAUGGGCGUCACAAACACCGUCAUCACCACCAACACCACCAGGGCAGACGCAAUUCCGCGGGUCCCAAGAGCCGCUCCUCUGCUCGAAAAGGCGGAGAAGAGCCGCGCUCGACGACGUUCAUGAGCAAGGUGCUCGACAAGUUCAAGAAAAAGGAUAAGGCCGUCAAGCAGGGGGGAGCGCCAGCUGGUGAAAAGGAGGCCGACGCGGAAGAUGUCGAGCCUAGGAGGCACCUGCCUCCCGUCUACCUCACCUGCGCCGACGAUUUGCCCAAGGAUAUGAGGAAAUCAUUGAAAGCCUCGAAGCUUACCGAAGCCGAGAUCCAGAAUAACUUCGUAAUUUUGCUGCAUUGCUUCCACUUCCUCACCAAGAGAUCGUUUGUCUACACGCCCAGCCCGGAGGCGGAGCCCAUCAACAUUGGGCGAACGAAGAACAAGGACAGGACCAAGGACAGGCGGGACACCAUUCCUUCCUCGGAGGCACUUCUGACUGACGGAAUUGUCAAGAAGGACGUUAAAGUGCAGGAGGUGGUUGGUGAAGGUGGAUUUGGCCGCGUUUACAUGGCUAAGAACUUGAAGGGGAAGGGUCGGGUUGCGGUGAAGAAGAUGAAGCACGUGAAUCCACGCGAUCAGUUCCGCAAUCUGAGCGAAGUUCACUUCCUCAAGAGGGUGGACCACCCCAACAUCGUGCGAUUUAUCUCGGCCUACACCACUCUGGACGAGCUCUGGAUCGUCACCGAGUUCAUGGAGGGCGGCACACUCUCGCAGGCGAUCAAAGGCUUCGAAUUCCAGGAAAAGCAGAUAGCGUUUGUGGCCAAGGAGAUGCUCCAAGGGAUCUUCUACCUGCAUCAGAACAAGCUCAUUCACCGGGAUUUGAAGAGCGCGAACAUCAUGAUGACCACGCAGGGCGACGUUAAGCUCAUCGAUUUUGGUCUGUGCCUGGACUACGCGGUGCAGGGUGACAAGCGGUGUCACAUGGUGGGCAGUCCCUUCUGGAUGCCACCGGAGAUGAUCAAGAGGCAGCAGUACAGCUACCCCGUCGACAUCUGGUCCUUUGCCAUUUGCCUUCUUGAGCUGGCGAAUGGACAGCCUCCAAACAGGAAGUCCUCCCUCAAGGCGAUGUUCACGGCGGGAACCGAGGGCUACCCCAAGCCGUUCAAGAACCCCGCACAGUGGACGAGGGACUUUAAGGACUUCAUGAGUCGGUGUCUCCAAUCCGAUCCCGAGGAGCGUGCAACUGCGGAAGAGCUACUUCAGCACCCAUUUUUGGCCAAAGCCGACACGAGGAAGGGCAUGAAGAAGAUUUUGUCACACAUCUUCUUGCAGAAUACCAUGGAGAUGAUGAACCUUGGCGGUAUCUAG